Messenger RNA from Fomitiporia mediterranea MF3/22, 1354 nucleotides. RefSeq lists its product as uncharacterized. NCBI's taxonomy places the organism in Eukaryota, Fungi, Basidiomycota, Agaricomycetes, Hymenochaetales, Hymenochaetaceae. The record is from RefSeq and is a predicted model, not a curated record. The transcript is spliced from 4 exons. Gene Ontology annotation, molecular function: acetate transmembrane transporter activity. The coding region runs from base 115 to 900 and encodes 261 amino acids. Gene Ontology annotation, cellular component: plasma membrane.
CACCCGCCCAUCGUCAUCUGCGUCACCUACGCAAGUUCAAAUCUACAUCCAGCCUUCGCUCAAGCACUCCCGCGCACAAGUUAAUCACAACAACCUCCACUCGACAUAUCCAAGAUGUCCGACGUCGAGAAACACGGUAACGGCAUUCAUUCUGCCGGCAACACCCUUACCAAUGUUCAUGGUGCAGCAGGCCAACCUCCCGUCCAGGGUCACUACCCUGUUGGUGCGGAACCCGGAGGGCAAUACCCGUACACCCUCGGUGCCACUGGUGCUCAGCAGCAACUCUUCCAGGGCGGCCUUCCCCUUCGCAAGCUUGCCAACCCUGCCCCUCUUGGAUUGCUAUCUUUCGCGUCCACGACACUUAUCCUCUCGUUGAUUAAUGUCCAGACUCGCGGCGUGACGACGCCAAACGUCGUCGUCGGCAUGGCCUUGUUCGUCGGUGGCCUUUGUCAGCUGCUUGCGGGCAUGUGGGAGUUCGCUGCUGGCAACACGCUCGGUGCAACUGCCUUUUCGUCCUAUGGUGGUUUCUGGCUGUCGUUCGCGACGAUCUACAUCCCUAGCUCUGGUAUCAUCGCCGAGUAUACUGAUCCUGUCGAGUUGGAGCAUGCUGUCGGCUUCUAUCUUGCCGUUUGGUUUAUUUUCACCUUCCUCAUGCUCGUUGCUUCUCUUCGCUCGAAUUUUGGUCUGAUCUCUUUGUUCUUCUUCCUUACUUUGACGUUCAUGUUCCUCACGAUCGGAAAAUACGUCACGAACGACAAGAUCAACAUGGCAGGCGGUGGAUUCGGUAUAAUCACCGCCUUCAUCGCGUACUACUGCGGCGUUGCGAACAUGUACUCGCGCGAAUCCUCCUUUUUCUCCCUCCCGCUCGGUCCCAUCCCCGGUCCGAACAAGCACAACUAGGUGGUUCUUUUCUUCUGUCCAUGAAACAUCUCUUGCCCCAUUGUCACUGUCUUUAUCCCACUCUUCAUUCCUGACUCGAUACAUUUCUUUUUCCGUUCUGUUUUUUGAUUGCCAUCGUCUUGGCUUCAAAAUCCUGCUUCUCUCGAUUGUUUAAUACUGUCUCUCUCAGACCUUUAAUACUCUGUGGAUGAUGUGGAUCUCGGAUCACCACUUUCUUGAUACAUAGUCGGAAACCGACGACACAUCCAAUCACAUCCUAUUCUUGGUCUAUAUAAAAUAUGGUCGCAUAAGAACUCGUCUCUCUUUGUCCUCUCCAAAGUUUUCAAGCAGCUUUAGGUUCAUCAGCUUUGUCUCGGUAGUUGUGCACUUGCUGAGCGUGCUGAGCUGCUAUUGUCCAUUACAUGCCGUUGCAAGUCUCAUUUCUUUAAUUUUAUUGUUUACUUCUCUGUACAUU